Hordeum vulgare subsp. vulgare (domesticated barley) is the source of this 1087-nucleotide messenger RNA. RefSeq names its product transcription factor DIVARICATA-like. Gene Ontology annotation, molecular function: DNA binding. The transcript has 2 exons. The coding region runs from base 78 to 680 and encodes 200 amino acids. Lineage: Eukaryota; Viridiplantae; Streptophyta; Magnoliopsida; Poales; Poaceae. The record is from RefSeq and is a predicted model, not a curated record.
GCCUCGACGAGAUCAUCAGAAAACGCGAGCCAAAAGCCAUCGCAAAGCAAGGUAGAAACGGCAAGCUGUUGAGCGGCAUGGCUUUCUACCGCGGCAGCGGCAUGGGCAUGGGCAUGGGCAUGGGCAUGGGUGGCGGCCCUUCGGCGUCGUGGGCGCCGGCGCCGGCGCCGCCGCCGGUCAGCAGGCCGUGGACCAAGGCGGAGGACAAGGUGUUCGAGAGCGCGCUGGUGGCGGUCCCGGAGCACGUGCCCAACCGGUGGGCGUUCGUGGCGGCGCAGCUGCCGGGGCGCACGCCGCAGGAGGCCUGGGAGCACUACCAGGCGCUGGUGGCCGACAUCGACCUCAUCGAGCGCGGCCUGGUGGAGGCUCCGGACUCGUGGGACGACGACGACGACGCCACCGGCAGCGUCGUCGGGGCGGGGCGCGGCCGGCCCCGCGGCUCGGGCGGCGAGGAGCGCCGCAAGGGCGUGCCCUGGACCGAGGAGGAGCACAGGAUGUUCCUGGAGGGGCUGGAGAAGUACGGGCGCGGGGACUGGAGGAACAUCUCGCGGUGGUCGGUGAAGACGCGGACGCCGACGCAGGUGGCCAGCCACGCCCAGAAGUACUUCAUCCGCCAGGCCAACGCCGCCAGCCGCGGCGACAGCAAGCGCAAGAGCAUCCACGACAUCACCAACGCGUGAUGCGCCAUCCGUCGUGGGCAAGAAAUCAAGAAUCCGGUCCGGCCAGAGCCGCCGCCCGUCGUCGCCGCCGUCUGCUCUCUCUCUCUCUCGGCGGUCCGUGCAAAUGUAGGGGAAAGGCGUAGCUCGGCUGGAACCUGCGAUUCGGAACCAGUAAUCUAGCAGUCGUAUCGUAUGGUCGAAUAAAUCGUGUCCUCUGUCGCGUGUGACAUGUUAAGGAAGAAACAGAGUCGGUCAGUUCCGGAAAGGGUUAUAGCAAUCCACCGCAUGGGUUUUUACUGCUUUCCUUGUUUAGUAAACUGGACCGGGUUGAUGAUAGUGGCAUGGCUUUUCACAGCCCGUUCUCAUCCUAUAUACUCCAGUACUACUGUAUAUCAAUCAAAAAAUGUUACCCAAUAUUGUACAACAUC